This is a messenger RNA of Haemonchus placei, 444 nucleotides long. The record is from the annotation of a GenBank genome assembly. Lineage: Eukaryota; Metazoa; Nematoda; Chromadorea; Rhabditida; Trichostrongylidae.
UUGGAGAAACGACAAGAGCCGUUGGAUGCAGUCGUUGAAUUCCAAAUAGAUGACUCUUUGUUGGAGCGCCGCAUUACCGGACGAUUAUUUCAUUUGAAAAGCGGUCGUAGUUACCACACUGAUUUUAAUCCGCCGAAGGAACAUAUGAAAGACGAUAUCACUGGAGAACCUUUAGUUCGUCGUAGCGAUGACAACUUGGAAGCGCUGCGGAAGCGGCUGUCUGCCUACCAUUCCAUGACGACUCCUUUGGUUGGCUAUUAUCAAAAACGCGGUAUUCAUACUGCUGUAGAUGCAAGUAAGUCGCUGGCUGACGUCUCGUUGAAAAUAGACCAAAUCUUCGCGAAACUGGCUUUGAGAGAAAAGGUAUGUGCUUGUAAUUAUUGUCGUUUUCAAAGUUUCCACAUUUAUACAGAGCGUUCCAGGGCGCAUUUUUUCGCAAUGUGA